AUGGCGGCGCGCAAUGGCGACUUCUCCGAGAAGGACUUCCAUGGCCCGACGGGAGUCACCGCUGCGCCUGCGAGCGCUUCCGCGGUGGCCGCGGAAGAGUACGACUACGGGGACAGGCCAUCGAAGGUGUACAGUUCCAACCCAGUGAUCGCAGGCGUACUUCACUUCUCCAUCGGCAACCUGUCGGCGAUCUUUGCAAAGGAGUACCCCAAGUGCUUUGGGAAAACCCACCCCAACUGUAGCUACCGCCUCACGAACUCGACGACUUACACCCAGAUUGCGGGCAUCAUGGCUGGAAUGGUCUUCCUGGGUUUCUUUGCGGACCGACUCGGGCGCAAGCUUGGCUCCAUCAUUACAGCGUCGAUCAUGCUCGUGGGCGGAAUCAUGCUCACCGCCUCCGACGGGCCCACCCAGUCUGGGAUCGUGCUUAUGUACACAAUCUCCCAGGGCCCUGUCUGUACGUUUCGAACCUCUCGUGGGCCGUGUGCUGACGCCUCCACGUUGCAAACGUCCGACCGAAUCCUCGGUGCUUGUGUUCGGUGUGGGAGUCGGUGGCGAAUACCCCAUCGCCUCUUCUUCCGCGGCGAACGGGCGGAAGCGGACAAGAACCUGAUCAACAAGCGCGGCGAGACCGUGAUCUUGGUGUUCUCUAACCAGGGUUUGGGAAACGUGGUUAACGUGUGCGUGCUCCUAUUUCUGCUCGCGUGCUUCGGACAGUGGGGACCCACGUACGACCCCACGAAACUAGACUGGGUGUGGCGGCUCUCCUUCGCCUUCGGCCUCAUCCCCGUUAUGAUCAUGCUCUACAUCAGGAUCUUCAAGCUUCAGGAGUCGUCUAUCUGGACAGGCGAGCACCUCACCUCAGAACGCUGUGCUGCUCGAGACAGCAGCGCUGCCGUUCCGUUUGCCGACGCAUCGAAGCGGAACAACCUCAAGAAGGAGGGCCUCCGCGUCUCCUUUGGCGGGCGCAAAUUCCUUGUCCUGGUGUACCAUUAUUGGCACCGCCUGGCUGGAACGGCCCUUUCCUGGUUCGUUUGGGACGUGGCCUUCUACGGCAACAAGCUGUUCCAGAUGGCGCUCUCGUGGUUCGUCUGGGACGUGGUCUUCUACGGCAACAAGCUUUUCAAGAGCACGUUCAUCAACAUCAUCAUCGGCGGCUCGCCCUCGCUCAUCCAGACAUUGGAGUACACGCUGCUGAACUCCGUCAUCGCUUACGUGGGCUACUUUUUCGCCGCCUUCACCAUUGACCGCCGGUGGAUGGGCAGAACCAGGAUGCAGAUCAUGGGCUUCGCGUUCAUCUUCGUCCUCUUUCUGCUGUGCUCCAUCUACUACGAUUCGCUGACGUCAAAGAAGUACAUCGGCGUCUUCGAGUUCCUCUACUUCUUCAGCUCCUUCUGGGGACAGGCAUCUGCGCACGGCAUCGCGGCGGCGACCGGCAAGGCCGGCGCACUGACGGCCGGCAUCUGGUUCCAACACGUGGACAACCAGAGCAAGUUCACCAUUACCACAGUCUGCGCCGGAAUUGGCCUGGCGCUGACCAUUCUUUUUGUUCCCGACAUUACCGGUCUGGAUCUGCGCGAGGCCGACGCGCGCUGGGUGAUGCUCCUGGAAGGAAAGGGCCGUGAGUACCAGGGCCCCGCCGUUCAGUGGCGGAACCUUUCCGUCUGGGAAUGGCUGGUGGGCUAUGCGCGCCAAUACAACGAGAAGGCGCCCAAAGUUACGCUCGCCCACGUUCCGGAGAAGGUGCACAAGGGCGUGACGCCGGAAGUGUAA
This is a messenger RNA of Klebsormidium nitens, 1773 nucleotides long. The record is from the annotation of a GenBank genome assembly. NCBI's taxonomy places the organism in Eukaryota, Viridiplantae, Streptophyta, Klebsormidiophyceae, Klebsormidiales, Klebsormidiaceae.